Messenger RNA from Zootermopsis nevadensis, 4653 nucleotides. RefSeq names its product patched domain-containing protein (gene Ptr). The record is from RefSeq and is a predicted model, not a curated record. Gene Ontology annotation, cellular component: plasma membrane; cytoplasmic vesicle membrane. Lineage: Eukaryota; Metazoa; Arthropoda; Insecta; Blattodea; Termopsidae.
CAGUUACCUCCUGUCCCCAUGGUGACCACUUUACCCAGUAACGCAAUGUCAGUAGUGAGCCAGUCUUCGUUUGGGGCUCGCACCGCAGACAUCGCCCGAGGGAGGACGCAGCCUCUGACGGCCUUCGUCUAGUUUAUCGGGCAUUCGGUGGCAAACCCACUGGAUAUCGCUCAUCGGCCUCUCGCAGGUACAAGAAUUUCUGGUGGUGAAGUGUUUUUAGUCGACUGGGCUCCGUGUCUAGAUUCGGAGGCUUCUUAUACGAUAUGAAGUGUUUCAAACGACCUACUUCGAGAAUAUUUGAUGUAGAAGCUUUGUGACUUCCGACAUGUGUCAAACCCACUGUCCAGUUCGGUGUGAGGUCGCAGCAGAACGCAACAUCAUUGCCAACAAUAAUAAUUAACUGGUGAUUUAAUUUCAACAAGAUACUGCUGGAUAUCGUAAGUUGUGAAAAAUUAGUGGUACAACAGAGAAACACUGCCUUCAACGACGCACUGAGAAGGAUCCACCGGACCUGCUCUUCGAGUGAACAAGAUUGUUUGUUCUUCAGUUCUGGAUUUCAAGGUCGACAUGGGGUGCAGGUUCACGUGUGUGGACAAGGCGCUCCACAUCUCGUUCUACCACCUGGGGCUCAUCGUCGGACGACACCCGGGUUACUUCCUCAUUGUGCCGAUCCUCCUCACACUUCUUUGUGUCACCGGCUUCCAAAGGGUCAAGUACGAGAUGGACCCGGAGUACCUCUUCAGUCCCUUGAGCGGGGAAGGCAAAGUGGAGCGAGCCAUUGUGGAGUCUUACUUCAAACCAAACUACACCAGCAGGUUCAACGUGGGUCGCAUCACCAGGCCAGGGCGAUUCGGGCGGGUGAUCGUGGUUCCAAGACACGGGAAGGAUAUGUUGAAGAGCGAGAUCUGGCACGAACUGCGGCUGCUGGACCAGUUGAUCCAGAACGAGACAGUUCACUGGGACGAGGAGGAGACGUUCACCUACCGGGACGUGUGCGCGCGGUGGGUGGACGAAUGCUUCCAGAACGACGUGCUGAACCUCGACUACGUCAUCGAAGAAGUCGAGAACCGGACCCUGAACCUCACGUUCCCCAUCAUGUUCAACCCCGUGACGUGGGACGCCCACGCGUUCCCAGUCUACUUCGGGGGCACCGUCGUCAGUGAGGACGGGCUCAUCAUCAGCGUGCCCUCCGUGCAGUUGGUCUACUUCGUCACCGCCGACACCAAGCGGCAGGAUGCAAGAGGUGCAGCUUGGGAGGACGCUUUCCUGAGUGCGGUGGGGCGAGCCGAAGAAAACCACGUGUUCCGCUACAUAUCCACUGCCAGGUUCGCAAGUCGAACUCUGGACAUCGAGUUGGAACGCAACACGCGGACCGUGGUGCCGUACUUCAGCACUACGUUCGUCAUCAUGGCCGCAUUCUCGAUGGUGUCGUGCUGGAUGGCGGACUGGGUCCGCGCCAAGCCCUGGCUCGGCCUCCUGGGAAACAUCUCCGCGUGCAUGGGCACCGCCGCUGCCUUCGGCGUCACCAUGUACCUGGGCGUCGAAUUCAUCGGCAUCAACCUCGCGGCGCCUUUCCUCAUGCUCGGUAUCGGAAUUGACGACACGUUUGUGAUGCUGGCGGCGUGGAGGAGGUCGUCCGCUCAGCUGUCGGUUCCGGAGCGAAUGGGCCGGAUGCUGAGCGAGGCAGCCGUGUCCAUCAGCAUCACCUCCAUCACCGACAUGAUCAGCUUCUGGAUUGGCAUAAUCAGCCCGUUCCAGUCCGUCCGCAUAUUCUGCAUCUACUCUGGUUUCGCCGUCUGCUUCACGUUCAUCUGGCACAUCACAUUCUUCGCUGCCUGUGUCGCCGUCGCUGGUUACGCCGAGCGCAAAAACCUACAUUCCAUGAUCUGCGUCAAGGUGGACCCCGUAUCCAAAUCUGACAAGAAAUCAUGGCUGUACCGCAAGUUCUGUGUGGGAGGCCUAGACCUCGAUGACCCAGAUAACCCAAGGGAUAACAAGGAACAUUGCAUCAUGGCCUAUUUCCGCGACAACAUGGCGCCGUUCCUGAGUCGGUGGCCGGUGAAGGUGGUGGUCAUGACGACCUUCGUCUGCUACAUUGCCGGGGCUUGCUACGGCAUCUCAGUCAUGGAGGAAGGCCUGGAACGGCGUAAACUGUCACGGUCGGAUUCCUAUUCUGUGGAGUUCUACGACCGUGAGGAUUUUUACUUCCGGGAGUUUCCAUACAGGAUCCAGGUCAUCAUUAGUGGAGAAUUGAAUUACUCAGAUCCAGUGAUUCAAGCAGAAGUGGAGAAUCUGACCCAGACAUUUGAGAACACAACUUACAUCUCAUCUCCACUCUACACAGAAUCAUGGUUAAGAUCUUUUGUUGGCUACGUUCGUCGGAACCAAGAUUACCUCAACGUGUCUAUCGAUACUGAAGAUGACUUCAUCAGGACACUGAAAGAGCUGUGGUUGUUUAAACCAAAUCCGUUUUCCCUUGACGUGAAGUUCAACGACGACGGCACACGCAUCAUCGCGUCACGAUUCCUUAUACAGGCAGUUAACAUCAGUGACACAAAUGGAGAAAAAGAGAUGGUUCGAGCCCUGAGGAACAUCUGUCACCAUUCACAUCUGAACGUCAGUGUUUUUCACCCAUAUUUUGUCUUCUUUGAUCAGUUUGAACUGGUACGUCCGACAUCCAUCCAGAGCAUGGUAAUUGGCGCCCUCGUCAUGAUGGUGGUGUGCUUCAUUUUCAUUCCCAACAUUCAGUGCUGCCUCUGGGUCGCCCUGUCCAUCAUCUCCAUCGAGGCUGGAGUCGCAGGAUAUAUGGCGCUUUGGGGGGUGAACCUGGACUCCAUCUCAAUGAUUAAUCUCAUCAUGUGCAUCGGAUUCUCCGUCGAUUACACGGCGCACAUAUGUUACGCUUGUAUGUCAUCGCAAGGAAGCACCCCUGAGGAGCGUGUGAAGGAAAGCCUAUAUGCCCUAGGCCUGCCUAUUAUCCAAGGCGCUAGCAGCACAAUCCUUGCAGUUAUAAGCCUUGUCCUUGCAGGAAGUUACAUAUUCUUGGUGUUUUUCAAGAUGGUGUUCCUUGUGGUGUUCUUUGGGGCAAUGCAUGGCCUCUUCCUUCUGCCAGUAUUGUUAUCCCUCUUUGGACCUGGCUCUUGUACGGCCUCCAAGAAGCGAAAACCAUUAGACAAAGAGCCAUCUGACACGAAGCGUCCUUCUGAUGUGGAGAAAACAUUCCCUCAUCCAUUCUGUAUUCCUCAUCCUUCCCUAAACCCCGUAAGCCACAGUAAUUUUAUGCACAGAUGCACAAACGGCGAGCUGAAAUCUUCAUCACCAAAGCAUUUUGCAAAACAUAAGGAAGGCAAUUAUCACCCCAGGAAUGUAGAGAAUGAGGGAAAGCUGGGAAAUUGCCCACACUUUGGCAUCCCAUUGCCAGGUCUGCCAAGUCAUAUGAAGAUGUAUAGUGGAGGAAAAUAUGGUGGUACAUCUGGAUCCUUGGAAAAAGAUCUGGGAUUAGGAACAUCCGGAGAAGAUUCUAGCGAGUCGAGUUCCAGCAAGUCCCAACGCCGUCUGCAGCAAAGGGAAGAGGCAGGCGAGGAUUAUGAACAGAGCAGACAUCAAAAGGAUGGCUGGCGGAAGUCACCUUCGGCCCGUCCUUCUGGAGCAGAAGUCUGCCGGGGAAGGCCACAAGAAUUCCAGCCUCCACACCUCAUGGAAGUAUACGCCAAUUCUGGAUAUCUUAGCGACGAGGGAGGGCAGCAUCACAGGAGCCGGGACCGAGCCGCCGCGUGGAAUAGGAACCGCCCACAUGACAACUUUAGGCAAUAUUCACCUCGGUCCAAGUCUCAAAACAACCAUUACCAACACCACCAUUCACGCAGUGUGCCGAGUUACAUAGGAGAAAUGAAAUUUCCAUGACAAAGGAACAGACACAAGCCAUAACAGAUCAAAACAGUCCUACCAGUGACUUAUCCCAGAAAAGGGCUACAGUGCGACUACACACAAAUUAUACACGGGGUUUACAUGGAAAAUGUGAAAACUAGCCGACAAGAUCCACGGUUGCAUUGCGAGAAAAAAACGCUUGCUCUGAAGGUCUUCGGAGUGUUACACAAAUUAGUAACAUCUUGCAUACUUGGGAAUGUCCCACAUUUCUGCGCCUUAGCCUCAGUCUCAGGAAGAUUUGCUGAUUUCAGAAACAAUAAAAUGUCAAGAGAUUUCUAUUUUUGCACUCAACAGAGAUGAAGUGGCACGUGGAACAUAUAUAACACGGACGUUCAUGAUUCAUAUUAGGGUAGACAACCAAGGAGAGAUGGUCUGGACAAAGCAAGAAAUGUACAUACAAUUUUGGAAAGAAGAUUGUGCCAGAUAGUAGGACCUUAGAGAAUUAGGUUGUGAGGAUGUGAACUGGCUCAGUAUAAUGUACAGUUGUGGGUUCUGGUUUUAGCGGUGUUAAAACAGGGCCAGUUUUGAUACCCACAACAUGUGUUCUAUGUUCCGAUGUUGACAAUUAAGCAACCGUCUGAAAGAAGUCAUGGUUGGAAAAAGGGGGGGGGGCACUUGCCAGUCACAGGAUGUGCGUACUGUACUGUAUUUAAACACAGGUGUUUUGUAUAAGCCAAAGACACUGGCAACAGUCUACAUUAGAAGAGUGAAUUUUUGCAUCCUCAA